UAAUGCUCGUAGGAACAUAUCUCUUCUAAGCUGCCAUAUCAAUUUUUACCGUUAAAGUCACUAAAGUUCCUGAUUCCUGGUUUUUCACACUGUGUAUCCGCGAGGACAACCGAUUUUACGCAAGAAACCACUUUGCAAGCUCAAAAUAUGAUUGUCAUCAGAUCACCAGCGUUGUACCUUACGCUCGCAACCUUCGCUUUGAACUAUGGAAAUUGUGUUAUUAUUACCACAUCACUUGGACGAAUCAAUGGUACCACCACAACCUCCAGAUUAGGAAGAACUAUAUACUCGUUUCGAGGCAUUAAGUAUGCAGAAGCACCGAUUGGGGAACUGAGAUUUCAGCCACCAAAACCUAUCAGGUCAUGGAAAGGGAUUUACGAUGCGACAGAGGAUGGACCCUUAUGUCCGCAGCCAACUGCGUAUAGGCAAUCAGAAGAUUGCUUGAUUUUGAAUGUUUACACUACAAAGUUACCAGGAGCGGAUCACAAUCCAACGAGACCGGUUAUUGUGUAUAUACACGCAGGUGGUUACUACAGUGUGGGUUCAACUAGCACCUGGGCUGGACCCAACUACUAUCUUGACCAAGACAUUGUGCUUGUUACAAUUAAUUACAGACUAGCAACAUUGGUCCGUAUUUCAAGAGUAAAUAAAACUGCACAACGUCUAUGCAUCUGUUCCUAAUUCUGAUAUAUGGUUCGAGUUCAAGCUGAAUAUCUGCUAUCUAUCUAGUAUCACUAAGAAUGAGAGAUGAGAAGAAAGAUAAGGCCAACAAUUUUCAGUGGAUGAACACACAUUUCUGUACAUCGCAGUUGCAUGCAUAGUGGGUAGUAGUAUUUCAGACUCUCUCUACUACUAUUUCCUUACCUUGAAGAUUAGAGCAGCCGAGCCGCCAGAAAAACGCGUGGCACUGUGUGAGGCCAUAGUAAUUAAACAGAGAAUGUAUUACAAGCAAGUAAUCUUAUGUUAUUCAAGGUUUUUUGAGUACUGACACGAAAGAAGCUCCUGGAAACAACGGCAUGAAAGACCAGGUUGAAGCUUUGAAAUGGAUCAAAAAUAACAUUGCUAGCUUUGGUGGAGAUCCAAAUUCAGUUACCGUUCAAGGAUAUAGUGCUGGCGGAUUUUCCGUCAUUCUACACAUGAUCUCACCAAUGUCACGAGGAUUGUUUCAUAAGGCUGUAGCGAUGAGUGGGAGCCCUCUUGGACCGUACCCAACUGAAAGAAAUCAGCUCAACUUGGCUAAAAAACAAGCGGGGCUUGUUGGUUGUCCAAACGAAACUAUUUCUGAAAUGGUGGCGUGCUUGAAAUCUGUGCCAUAUGAGAAGCUUGGAAACUCGUUGUCGCAAUUUUACGAAUUUGGAAGCGAUCCUAUCUUAAUUUGGUAUCCUGUUAUUGAGGAAGAUUUUGGACAGCAAAGAUAUUUAACGGAGCAUCCUAUGAGGUCGAUAAUCAACGGAAAUUUUCAGAAUGUCCCUUUGAUAACUGGGCAAACAGAAUUUGAGUUUGGAUACAAAGCAUAUUACGUGCUGGGCAACUCUACUUUGACACUCGAAUUGAACAACGAUUUCGGAAAUAUAGCACCAAUAGCGUUUACAUUGGGAAGAAGCACAGAGCAUAACAGGAGGAUCAGUGAAGCAUUGAAGAAGUUUUAUUUCAACAACGAACCUAUCACUUGGUCUAAGUUUGAAAACCUGUCAAAUAUAUAUGCUGACUCAGUAAUAGGCUUCGGAGUCAAUAGGGCUGCAAAACUGAUAUCCCAAACGAGUGAUAAGCCGGUUUAUUACUACGAGUUCAGUUAUAAGGGACAAUAUAGUCAUUUUCGUAAGCCUAAGACUAACGAAACAAUCGGAGCUGUCCACCACGAUGACCUAAUAUACCUUUUCUAUAUUGAACCAAUUUUCCCAUUAUUCGGUAAAGAUUCGCCAAAAGAAGUCGAAAUGGUGUCUAAAUUAACCGCUAUUUAUGCUAAUUUUGCCAGCAGUGGAAAUCCGAUACCAAGCAACAAUCCCGAAUUUAAAGGUGUGCAAUGGGAGCCGUACAGCACCAAGAAAAAUAACUACUUGGAUAUAGGCCACAAACUUACAGAGAAAACGAAUUUAUACGAAAGCCGAUAUAAAGAGUGGGAGAAACUGUACCCGCUGAGUGAAUACACUGAUUGAGAUUUAAAGAAAAUUGUGACUACCGAACUCGUUGUGUUACUUGUAUUUAUCCUUUGAAUAAAUAGAUAUAUUUUCUUGCGCCAUUUAUAACGGAAGUACGUGUCCAAGAAUGUAC
Messenger RNA from Acanthoscelides obtectus, 2271 nucleotides. The record is from the annotation of a GenBank genome assembly. NCBI's taxonomy places the organism in Eukaryota, Metazoa, Arthropoda, Insecta, Coleoptera, Chrysomelidae.